Messenger RNA from Penicillium cinerascens, 1359 nucleotides. RefSeq names its product histidine acid phosphatase. The transcript has 4 exons. The record is from RefSeq and is a predicted model, not a curated record. Gene Ontology annotation, biological process: dephosphorylation. The coding region runs from base 1 to 1359 and encodes 452 amino acids. NCBI's taxonomy places the organism in Eukaryota, Fungi, Ascomycota, Eurotiomycetes, Eurotiales, Aspergillaceae. Gene Ontology annotation, molecular function: phosphatase activity.
AUGUUUUCCAUGGGGGUGUCCCUGAUCACCCCUGCAAGCUCCACCGUGGCCCCUGAGGACACCUUCUAUCCGCCGUUGGAUUCAAUAUCGUACAUCACUGGUGGUGCAGGCCUUUCAUUCAGCGAAAAAUUCACUGCUCCUGCCGAAGGACCUGCAUCAAUGGUGUCUGCAGCUUAUGAUUACUGCGCUAUGCCUCAUCCCCAUCCAGAUCGCUAUCAGCCUCCACUACCAGUGCAGAAUCGCUCAGUGGAGGCGCAAUUGGUCUACGUGGAGUAUAUCCAACGACAUCAGCGUCGUACAGCAUAUAACAUCCUCCCGGGAGGCGAGGAUCAAACUUAUAAUUGUGACAAUGUUCAUCCCUAUCUUUACGCCGAGCCAGCAGCUGGCAGUCCUUCUUCAAUUGAAGCACUUGCGGUCUACGCCCAGACGUACUCGGAUCCCACCAACCCCUUUAUAAUAGACUUCGUCAACGGCUCCUGCCAAUAUCCGCAGCUUACUCUUGGUGGUAUCUUGAAUGGAUAUCAACAUGGACGAGACCUUUGGGCAGUGUACGGUGACUCAAUGAAGCUCUUACCAUCUUCCCCCGACACCCAAAAAGCUCUGCCGGGGCUGUCCUGCGAGGGAUUUUUGCCCAAUCAUCGCGAGCCGUUGCCCCUACACCAGCAACCGCCUGGCGUAGACACAGUCAACCAAGUAAUCUCGUGUCAAGCUCGCUCGAAAUUGCUUGCGAAGAUCCAAUCAACAGACGCGUGGAAGGAACACCUGGAAGUGACCAGACCUCUUCGCGCCCGACUUGCGCGCCUUUUUCGCGCGAACAUGACAGAAUGGAUGUCUACAUUCGAUCAUUUUGCCGAUAAUUUUCAAGCGAGAUUGUGUAAUGGAUACCGAUUACCUUGCAGUCGGUCCGACCCGUUGUCUUGCGUCACUGAAGAUGAAGCCGAAGUCUUUCGAGCAGCUGACUGGGAAUGGAACUAUUGGUGGCGUCAGAACCAGAAUGCCUCUCGAUACAUUCAGUUGACGGAGGGGCUGUUCCUGAAAGAAAUUGCAGAGCGUCUGAAAUCUACGUCUCAACGAACACUCGGUCGUGUCUACACCCAUAGCUUUGUACAUGAUGGCGACUUGGGGCCAGUGCUUGGGGCUAUGGGUAUCCAGCGGCUCCGGUGGCCAGGAAUGGGAUCCAACAUGGCCUUUGAAGUCUGGAAAACCAACGAACAUCAAUUCUUCGUCCGUGUGCUAUAUGGUGGUCACCCUCUCCGAACGGUCCAUGGCGACCUGGAGUGGGUUCCGCUCCCAGACAUUGUGACUCAGCUCAUGGUCCAUGUGCCGGACGACAUUGUUUCUAUGUGCAACGAUUCAUAG